Schizosaccharomyces cryophilus OY26 is the source of this 564-nucleotide messenger RNA. Its product is annotated as nucleoside triphosphatase. The record is from RefSeq and is a predicted model, not a curated record. Gene Ontology annotation, cellular component: cytoplasm. Bases 1 to 564 code for a protein of 187 amino acids. NCBI's taxonomy places the organism in Eukaryota, Fungi, Ascomycota, Schizosaccharomycetes, Schizosaccharomycetales, Schizosaccharomycetaceae. Gene Ontology annotation, molecular function: nucleoside triphosphate diphosphatase activity. The transcript has 7 exons. Gene Ontology annotation, biological process: nucleoside triphosphate catabolic process.
AUGUCUAUCCCUAGAUCUAUUUUAUUUGUAACUGGAAAUAAACACAAGCUUGCUGACGUUACCAGCAUUCUUGGCAACGAGUUUGAAAUCAAGAAUCAUAGCUAUGAUUUACCCGAAAUCCAGGGAAGCCUUCAAGAUAUUGUUACUGAAAAAUGCAGGGCUGCUGCUGAAAUUGUUCAAGGUCCUGUAUUGACAGAAGAUACAUGGCUUUCUUACGAUGCAAUGAACGGCCUUCCUGGUCCUUAUAUAAAAUGGUUUUUGAACAGCAUCGGUUGUGAUGGUUUAUAUCAUAUGUUGGAUGGCUUUCCCACCAAAGAUGCCAAAGCUGGCUGUACUUUUGGCUAUACCGAAGGUCCAGGAAAGCCUAUCCAUAUGUUUGAUGGCAUUUUACAUGGUGAAGUUGUUUCCCCCCGUGGUGAUAAGGGUUUCGGUUGGAACUCCAUUUUCCAGCCCAAUGGUCAUGAAAAGACUUAUGCAGAAAUGGAUGAUGAUGAAAGAAAUGCUUGUAGCCAUCGUUUCCUUGCUGCUAUGAAGCUCCGCGACUUUCUGCAAUCACAAAUCUAA